AUGAGCUCGAUAGAAGAAUUUCUAUUUUCAUCAACAACAAUCGACAAUAAUAUACCGUCACCAUCACGGUGCUGUAUUAAUUCGACUGCUCCAUCUGACUUUAUUGAUGAUUUGCUUAAAGAUCCUAAUAAUGUCGAUCUAUCACAAUUCGAUCCUAGUGUAUUCGAUUCUUUUUCGGAUGAACUAAUUAAAGGUUUCGAAGAAGCACAAUCAAAUGUUUCUAAUGAAGAAUUACCUGAAUGGCUUGAACAAGCGAUAUUCUCGUUGGAUGAGCACUCAGAAAAUAUUGGAUGUCAAAUUACAGAAGCGCCUGAGGAAGAUUCUGCUAUAGUCGUAACAUUGGAUGUGCCUUCUAACUCGAAUUCCAUCAGUAAUACCCAAUCAUUACGAUUAAUCACGCAACCAGAUCCAUACCAACGUGCUCGGUAUGAAGACGAACUUGACGAAGAUCUUCGUUUCAUUUCAACGCCGACCAACAAGGGCAUUGAGCUUGAAAUGCCCGAUCUUCGAAGUCGUAUACCAGCGAAUAUGUCGCUUAUGAUGCGUGUAUCUCGUACUACAAUUCCAUUUGAUUCUGAUCAAACUAUAUGCUGUCAUCCAUAUCCAUUAUAUACAAAAAAUGAGCAUGCAAUAGCUCAUCAUGGUUCUAUACUAUUUCCUGUAACAGAUAAAAACAUGGAAGAACAAUUAAUUAGAAUCGAAGAUCUUAUCAUCCAACGAAUAAAACAACCUACACUGAAGACAAUCAAACAAUGGCCGAUCUAUACAUCCAAUCAACUUGAUUGUAAUGGUUUUCAUUCUAUCAACAUCGACAAAGCGAAAGCGAUCAUUAGCACCUAUAAUCUUCGUUAUUCUGUCUUACAUUUUCAAAUAUUUUUGGUCGAUGAAAAUCAGAUGGCUUAUGCAACCGAUUUAUUAUGUGAAACAACACCAAUUUAUGAAUACGAACAUAAAGAACGUGAGAAUCUUCCAGCACCGUUCGGAGGUAAACGAAAAUGUCAAACUAAACGUUCACAACAGAAAUCGACCACGGCUCAAGAGGAACCUGCAGAAAAGACACCAAAACAAAUCAAAAUCAAAAGGCUGAAGGGCCUUAUCCGCUCAACCAACACUGAAGUUUAA
Molecule: messenger RNA, 1122 nt
Organism: Adineta steineri
Lineage: Eukaryota; Metazoa; Rotifera; Eurotatoria; Adinetida; Adinetidae
Source: the annotation of a GenBank genome assembly